Molecule: messenger RNA, 1143 nt
Organism: Adineta steineri
Lineage: Eukaryota; Metazoa; Rotifera; Eurotatoria; Adinetida; Adinetidae
Source: the annotation of a GenBank genome assembly
AUGUCAUUGUUUAUUUGUCCACUAUGUUCUACUAAUCGUGAAUUCUCAACUUUUUUAAAACUAUUUCGGCACAUUACUGUGUUUCAUCAAAACGAACCCAGAUUCGAAAUUACGUGUAAUUUGGAUGUCUCAUGUGGUGUUUUAUAUCGUACAUAUUCAGCUUAUAAAUCUCAUGUAUAUCGUCAUCAUGCACACCAUCUUCAUUCAACACAAGAAAUCGCUACAAAUUCUAACAUUAUUUUCAACAACAAUGUUCAACAUAAUAAUCAAGAUUCCAAUGAUGACAAUGAUAAUCUUGAUCUCUUCGAAGACCAUGCUGAAUCUGAUUCAUUGAACAGUGAAGAUGAAGAAGAUAAUCACUACACCACAUUAUUAGCUUCAAAUAAUAAUCGAGAAAAGAAUACAUUGUCUUUAUUGGACGUCAAAAAAUCUUAUAUUUCAUUUAUUUUACAGUUACGAGAAGAGUUUUUCUUACCGAAGAAUACUACAAAUGUUAUUUCGACAUAUAUCGUAACAUUAAUUAAUCAUUUAGAAGUUUUACUCGAAGAAAAAGCAUUUAUGAAUCAAUCAAAUAUUCUUUCAUCAACUCAAACAUCAAAUGGAAUGGUUGUUGAGUUACAAGCAUUGAAGAAAACUAUGAGCGAGAUAUCGAAUGAAAUACAAAGCACUACUAGAAAUGAAUAUCAAUUUAUAAAAAAUUGUCAAAAGUAUUUUGAUUAUCAUGCACCUGAAGCUAUUCCAAUAUCUACCGACGAUGAACAACUGGAACACGGUUAUUAUAUACCUAUUCAUAGAACGUUGUCAUCUGUAUUAUGUUCAAAAGAUUUUUCAAUUCAAAUUAUUGAAAAUAUUCAGCAGCAAAGAAUAGCAGUAGAAAACGAUGAUGAUCUAAUGUUGUCGUUUAGAGACAGUACUUUUGGUAGUAGAAUUGAUGAUAAUAGUUUGAUGAUUCAGCUCUACAUGGAUGAUAUCGGAUUGACUAAUCCUAUCGGCGCAAAAAAAGACCAUCAUAAGAUGGCUAUGAUUUACUUUUGUCUUGAUGAUACACCUGAACAAUAUCGAUCUCAACUUGAUUGUAUUUAUUUAGUUGGAUUAUGUCCAACCAGCAUUCUAAAGGUAAAAUAUCUAAUUGAAAUUAAUUAA